UUUGACAGCACAAAGAAAUUAAGUCGGCCAUUUUAUUGCUGGCUCCGAGAAGCUCUUGCUUUUCGUCCAGUGGGGUUUUGUUGAGUUUUGUUGUAAAAUUUUUGCUAAAUAUCUGUUUUAACUUCGUACAAAUUCGUAUACGUACUUAUAGUAAGUUUUAGGCACAUUUAUGUAUUGAUUGCACUGUGUAAAAAUGGACGAUCCAAAUCGGAUGAUGGCGCACAGCGGUGGCCUGAUGGGACCGCAGGGCUAUGGGCUCCCAGGUGGUGAAGGCACCCCGGCUGCAGGCGAGGGUGAAGCUCGCAAACAAGAUAUAGGUGAAAUCUUACAACAGAUUAUGAACAUCACAGAUCAAAGCUUGGACGAAGCUCAAGCGAGAAAACAUACAUUGAACUGUCAUCGCAUGAAGCCUGCAUUAUUUUCUGUGCUCUGUGAAAUCAAAGAGAAAACAGUUCUGUCCCUACGAAACACGCAAGAGGAAGAGCCCCCAGAUCCUCAGUUGAUGCGCUUGGAUAACAUGCUCAUCGCUGAGGGUGUUGCUGGCCCAGAGAAGGGUGGGGGCGCCGGAGCUGCUGCCUCAGCUUCAGCUGCUGCUGGAGAAUGGGGCACUGUGGCUCAAGCAGAUAACGCCAUCGAGCACUCGGACUACCGCGCGAAGCUCGCCCAGAUCCGGCAGAUCUACCACCAGGAGCUCGACAAGUACGAGAACGCGUGCAACGAGUUCACCACGCACGUCAUGAACCUGCUCCGGGAGCAGAGCCGCACCAGGCCCAUCACGCCCAAGGAAAUUGAGCGUAUGGUGCAAAUCAUUCAUAAGAAGUUCAGCUCCAUCCAGAUGCAAUUGAAACAGUCCACGUGUGAAGCCGUCAUGAUACUACGUUCUCGUUUCCUGGACGCGCGGCGCAAGCGGCGCAACUUCACCAAGCAAGCGCUGGAGCUCCUCAACGAGUACUUUUACUCGCACCUCGCUAAUCCGUACCCGAGCGAGGAGGUGAAGCAGGAGCUGUCGAGGAAGUGUGGUAUAACUGUGUCGCAGGUAUCCAAUUGGUUCGGCAACAAGCGCAUCCGUUAUAAGAAGAACAUUGGCAAGGCGCAAGAGGAAGCCAACCUGUACGCCGCCAAGAAAGCAGCCGACCUGCCUUGGAUGGGCGCGUGCAGGCGCGAUGCUAGCUCCCCUCCCGCCAGAGCCACUCCACACCACACAGCGGGCGCGUCGCCGUACUCGAUGGGCGCGGCGUCGGGCACGGCGACGCCGAUGAUGUCGCCGGCGCCGACGCAAGACUCGAUGGGCUACUCCCUGCCGGCGCCCGGGUAUGACCAGCCGCAGCCCAGCUACGACGGCUCCAUGGGCUACGACCACAUGCACCAGGACUUAUCGCCGUAGAUACUACAGCUUCACACCUGUGCCGCAGGUUACGGGCGUGACAUACUAUUGUGCAGCUUCCACUGAAUUGCCAUUUAUAUAACAUAAUAUAUUUAAGUAGCCGGUGCGAGCCGUACAGUACUGCUGCCGACUGCGCGUGCGCAGGGCCGUACAUCUCAUAUUGCCUUAGGACAUAGGACAUUGUAUACUAUUACAUACACAUAUUUCUAGCAAUCGUAUUUUUGGAGGGACAUGUAAUUGAAAUGUAUUUAAUUUGUAUUAUUGUUCGACUAUACUGACUAGACUGGUACCCAGUAUUUGUUUCAAAUUAUAUUUUUAUUAUAAUUUUUUAUUAUUAUUAUUAUUAUAAUAUAGAUGUAACGUUUUACAAAUCAAUUCUCGCGCUCCAACUGUUAUUCUAUAUACAAGUAUUAUUAUGAUUUCUUAACCGGUGUUUAGUUUUGGACUAUUAUAAUUAUGUUCUGUGGAUUAUUGGACAGUAUUAAUAUUUUAUAAUGGCACCACAUCGUUCGGCGGGAUCUCGUGUUUCUAAGCGUUCACUACUUAAUCGUCUUUACUACUACGGUGGAUAUAAAUAAAUAUACGAUAGUUGUAAGCUAACCUAGUGUAAUGUUUAAUUGUAAGUAUUCAGAUAUUUUGUGCUAACUAGUGUCCUAUACAGUGCGACUGUACAGUGUUGCUCGCUACGCAACCACUGUCUCUCCCGGUAAUAGAAUUAUAGCGCUUUGACAAUAGUAAACACAAUUUACCUUAUUAUUUUACUAAUAAAAACCAAUGCAUUAUCUAUAAUUUUUUAUAUAACAUCAAGUCUGUAAUUGUACUUGUGUUUUAUGUAAAUAAAUUCAUGAUUAAUUGAUACGUGCCACGAAAAUUGAAUGGUACUAAAUACUUUACUAAAAAGCCAAAUAGAAAAAAGUUAGGAGAGCGUCCUUAUUUAUUCAACUUACAGUAUUUAAAAUAAUGAAAAACUAUGGCAUAUUUAAUUGAUUACGAUUUAUUUAUUGCGACAAAUUAUGAUAAUAAUGAAUUUUUUUUUAUAUUUGUUGUGUAUAUGAAAACAAUUUUUAAUAUUUGUGUAGUCCCCUAUACAUAACACUACCGGGAGAUAUCGCAGUUGCGCGGCGCACACACCUGCGCAGGCGCACGGUGACUUGUGUGCAAUUUUAAUAUUUUAUUAGAAACGGUUGUGUUAGUUCCACGUGCAUUAAUAAUCGGAUAUCGGGCGGGAUACCACUUUAUCAGUAUCUCGACAGUUUUUAAUAUAAUUAUAUUGCUUUUACAUAUAUAUAUAAUAUGUAUUCGGGAGUUGUGAAUAUCAGAACAAAAUAUUAUAUUUUUCAUAUAGUUCUAAGUUGAAGGUUGUUUUAUUACGUCGCCGAGUCUGUACGUGGACACGCGUACGGGCAUACCUGCAUACAGUAUAACGUGCGAUUAGUUCCACUUAGUGAUAGUUCGGAUAUGAGCAAGAUUUUUUGCUAGUGUUAAGUUGAUGUGUUCUAAAACAAAAUAUCUGAAACAGUAUACGAGAAAAAAAAUAACGAGAAAUUUAUUUGAAUAUGUUAAAAGAUGCUGUGGAACAUUGAAAUUGUAUCACGUCGCUGUCGGAAUAUAAGCUUUUAUCUCACUAAUUAUACACCACAGAAUAUUUAUUAUAAACUGAUUUUAAAUAAAUUUUAAUAUAGAUAUAAAAUUGAUACGUGUCAGCGGCGUGGACACCAUGUAUACGACGACGACUUCAAUGUUAUUGCGACCAUCGAGAUUGAAAUAAAUACAUUUUUGUGUAGUUAAAUA
Molecule: messenger RNA, 3175 nt
Organism: Galleria mellonella (greater wax moth)
Lineage: Eukaryota; Metazoa; Arthropoda; Insecta; Lepidoptera; Pyralidae
Gene: exd
Product: homeobox protein extradenticle
Exons: 9
Coding region: 194-1384 (396 amino acids)
Biological process (GO): regulation of transcription by RNA polymerase II; embryonic organ development; animal organ morphogenesis
Cellular component (GO): nucleus
Molecular function (GO): DNA-binding transcription factor activity, RNA polymerase II-specific; RNA polymerase II cis-regulatory region sequence-specific DNA binding
Source: RefSeq, a predicted model, not a curated record